Rhipicephalus sanguineus (brown dog tick) is the source of this 567-nucleotide messenger RNA. Its product is annotated as protein Mpv17-like. The record is from RefSeq and is a predicted model, not a curated record. Gene Ontology annotation, cellular component: membrane; cytoplasm. The transcript has 2 exons. The coding region runs from base 1 to 567 and encodes 188 amino acids. Lineage: Eukaryota; Metazoa; Arthropoda; Arachnida; Ixodida; Ixodidae.
AUGCAGAAUCCAUGGAACGUAUACGCGCGUCUGAUGCGCCGUCAUCCAGCGAAGACACAGGUAUUAACCACGGCCACUGUACUGCUUUCGGGAGACUUGAUCGCCCAGAAGGUGCUCGAACGCCGGUCCAACGUGGAUGUGGUAAGGGCAGCGAGGUUCUUCGUGAUGGGCGUAGGAUUCGUCGGUCCCGUCAUCCGAAUGUGGCACCUCACUCUCGAACGCGUCGUUGGCAGCGGCGUCGCCGGGUCCUUAGUCUUCAGAAAGGUGUUGAUCGAUCAAGUCUUGUUCGCCCCGGUGUUCAUUGCCAGUCUCCUGGUUGUCCUUGGCACGCUCCAGCGACGUUCCUGGGACGACAUCGAAAAUUCGCUGCGAGCAAACUAUCUGCAAAUCCUUAAAACCAGCUACAUGCUCUGGCCAGCGGCGCAGCUCAUCAACUUCCGAUUCGUGCCCCUCAGCUACCGACCGCCGUUUGCCGGUUGCGUGGCUGUUGUGUGGAGCACCUACUUGGCCUGGAAGGCCAACAGAAUGCAGAACACUCAGCGUGCAGCAUUCGAUAAACCUACGUAG